GCUUCAUUUCUUGACUCCCUGGGAUGAAGUGGUAAAAAUAUUGAACAAACAGAGCCACCGCUCUGCAGAGUUUCUGGACUGAGGGGCUUGGGUAAAGCCCAUCGGGUGGCUAUUUAUUGGCUGUAUUGGGCUUUGGGCCUGGCUGCAAAUAUUGAAGUCAGUACAAUACUCUGUACUGGUACAUAUGUUUUUCAACCUUUUGCAGCUGAUGUUGAAUGGGGAGGGGGGUCUUCAGAAGGUUCAUUGUGAAGGAGAGCGUGAACAUGUUGUGGGGUGGGGAGAGAAACCCCCACAGGCUAUUGAAGUUGGAAAGCCUGGUAUUUUCCAAGGCAACAUCUUUUGAAUUAUGGAUCUACCCUUGGACAAUUGGAUUUCCCUGACUGCCUGCUGCUGCACGGAGUCUCUAGUGAGUAUGGAUCUGCCAUUUGAUUUUCAUCAGUCUCUGGACUCCAGCUCUUUGUAUUAAGUCCCAUGUUCGUGACUGUCAGACACUGCUAGUCAAGGAGCGAGGCAGCUUCCUACCUUUGUCACAAAUAUGGGUUUAAUGCCAGAAAAUGAGAAUUCUUGUGCUCCUCUAGGAACAGCUGUUAGCACCCACUCUGUGUGUGUGUGUGUGUGAGUGUGUGUGUGUGUGCGCGUGUGCACGUGCGCGCGCGCGGGGGGAGGUAACUGUCUGGCCAGGCAACAGGGAAUUAGGCCCCAUGUGAGCUGCAUAUAUGAACAGAGGAGUCACAUUGAGGAUUGAGUCCUAAACCUGACUUCUCUCCAUCUCUGAUUUGGGUUUAGGAACGUGGUUUAGGCAAAGAGUUUUACGCUGUUUAGGAAAUCUGGGCCACUGAUAAAUGUGAAAAAACAAAGCAAAUCAGGGCUUUAUUGGAAGAGGCAGAGCAUUAGUUUGACCCAGCUCCCCAGCACCUAUAGAUUGGGUGCUUCAGCGGGGCUUUUAGGUGCUUGCCCAGAAGAGGCAUCACAAUAGUUUGACCCAGCUCAUCCACCGUCUGUAUAGAUUGGAUCAUUCAGCGGGGCUUUUUGGCUCUUCUAUCUAAUAGCUCAUUGAAUCAAACUAACACAGUGCCUCUUUGGGGCAUGCGUUGCACUCUGUGCAGGGGCCUGCCAAGCUGAAAGUAAAGAGUUGUUUGGUUUUUUCCCCCACAUCUGUAGCCAGCCCAGUAGCUAGAAAUGGCCAGAAAUUUAACCAUGGAAACCCCUCUUCUCCCCUCUCCUUGUUUUGGAAAAUGCUGAUUUGUCAAAAUAAAUUGUUACCUGGAAAUAUGUCCAGUUUCUUCUGUUAUUUUGAAGACAAUGGAAGGGAGUGUUCUGAUGAUGUGUUUCGACUUUAUUUCAAUCUUUGGAACAAGAUGUUUUGAUCUCUCCUCCCCUCCCAUUUUGAAAGUGUUUCCAUUUUUUAAAUUUCUAUUUAACUCGCAUGAAAACGACAAUAGACUUCCUGUUUUUAUCACGCCAAAGCAUUUCCAGCUAAAUGUUGUUGUUGUUUUAGAUUGUGUUUCAUUGGACAUUUUGGAAGUUUUGUUCUGUUUUGGAAUACAGAAACAGAAAACAUUUUGUUUUGCAAAUUUUGAAACUCUGGAACGUCCUACAAAAUUUUUAAAAAAUCCAGGUCCCCUGGACACUUGUUAAUUCCUAGUGGAGAUUGUUACCAAAUCCCGCAGGCGGCUUUGGAAAUCUCAGAAUCUUUCAAGGAUUUGUUUAGUUUUCCUAGUUGCAAGUUAGGGUUGGAUUGAAUGCACUUCUGUUUAUGAACUAUUUUGUGAAGCAAGACAACAAGCCUGCAAGCUUUUUGGCGACCUGCAGGAUAACUUGAUUUGGCCUCUGCUUCCUGUAGAGAAGUCUCUGACCUAAAUGCUUUAUUGCAUUUAAAGAGAAUGGAGAGGAGACAGGCUCAAAGGGACAAUUUAGAAAGCUGGAGAGACUAAAUAAGUUUAAAUGGGGUGCAGGGGUGGGGUGCAGGGCCAGAUUGGGCCCACAGGCUGACCCCGUGUGCCAGAUCCAGCCUGCAGAAAGUUUUCAGCAUGUGCUCUGGCUCCAGCCCUGUGUGCUGUUUGCUGCACACACUGGCCUCUGACAAGCACAUAGCACCAGUCCAGGGCACGUGCUACACACAGUGCGUGGGGCCAGUCUGGGGCAUGCUCUACAUGUGGCAGCUGCAGCAGGCCAUGAGCCUGCACACUGAAUUAGUCACAUGGGGCCAGUCCAUGGGCUCGGUUGUGGAUGCCACAUGCAGUGGGUGGCUGAGCCCAGCCUUGCACGCUGCAUGAAGCAUGUGCCAGCUCCAGCUCAGCGUGGCAUGUGGUGCCUGCACCAAACUGGCCCUGCAUACAGUACUAGAUCCGAUCCAGCACAGUCUGUGGGCCUGAUCCAGACUGGCCCCAGAUUUAGUGUGCAGCGCCAGUCCGCCAUGGGUACUAUGUGCAGCGUACAGCCCAGACUGUCCCGCCAGAUGAGCUCUGCACACCACAUGCAGCACACGGGGCCUCGGCCAGCACGUGGUAGGCAGCGCUGCGGGCAGGAUGCGGCCCACGGGCCAUACCUUUGACAGCCAUUAAUUAGCUAUUCUUCUGCUCUUUGCCUUUGAAUCCGAGACCCUUCAAAGGGUGCUGUGCCGCAUCUGGUUACACCCACCACGCGACUGAGCCUGUUGGCACCCCCUGCCACGACGGUCCCUGGCUUUUCAGUGAUUGAAGCCACUGGCCCUUGCGCAGCACUGCCCUCGGACGCUGCUUCUCGCCCCUCGCUGGAGGUGGAGCCUGGGGCACUUCCUGGCAGAGCACAGAAACGUUCAAAAGAACGUGAACAUCCAUCUGGAUCCUGGCAGUGGGCAUCGAGCUGAGGUUCCCCAUCACUGGGCUGAUGCUGCCGUGGUCUCUGUCACGCCUGGCUGGGGAGUGGGACGUAGCAGGACGAGCCUUGUGACUGCAGCAGCUGGAAAAAGCCAAGACCUUAGGAAGCGGGAUCCCGGCUUGGUGCAGACCAACCUUGUUUGCCCUCCCCAGCCUUUCUGGGAUGCAACCGGGCGGCUCUCCAACUCCUGCUUCCAGCAGCAACGCAACCUCUGCUCCAGGCUGCAGCAGCGUGGCGAUGAGAACUUGAUCCAGGGCAAUCGCCGCCUCCCUGCAGUACUAUCACACCGCAGGAAUGCCCAACAGAGAUGUUCCCGCUUGAGUACUACUGGCCUAGAGGGGAGCUGCAGGGAUGCAAGUGCCUGCCUUCCAGCCAGGAGUCUGCAGGAGAGGGUUAGCUCCUGUGAGCUGUCCUGUGGGCGCUGCACCUGCUGGAACCCCCGAGCAGGAAGGAACCAGAGCCAGGAGCAGUGGACGGAAAAGCAGCAACACAGACUUCUUAUUGCUUGCAGUACAGGGCAUGGAAACCCAUCUGUAGCCAGUGCAGAUGGCCUGUCCCCUGCUGUAGCGUCUGUAGACCCCUCUGCCAGGUCCAAUCUCAGUUGCAGGCCAACGGUGUGUGCCUCUUCCCGAGGGAGCUCCAGUGCAAGUGUAGCCUCAUGUUGCCCUGGGCCUGGCCUCACCUUGGAGGAACUGAAUCCCCCCAGUCUGGCUGAGUCCUCUGCCCAUCCUCCAGCCCUUCGGUCUCUCCUGGAGUCUUCCCAGGUCUCUGCCAGCCUGCACUGUUCAAUCCAAAAGCUUAAGCAAGAGACUGCUGCAAUGGGGAUAUUGGGCUCCCUGCCUUUGGAGUCCAGGUCUUCUCCCGUCACGUGCAGGUUCUGCUUUGCUCCUGAUGUCUCUCCACCUGCCAUCCAGGGUGCAGAAGAGUAUCGUGCCAGAGGAAAGACGAGGGCUGCUCAGGCUAGGAUGAAAUGGGGCAGCCCGUUUGCUAAGGCCUGGGGUCUCGGUUCAGUGACAAGUGAGACUGAGCCGACCUCCAUCUAUCACAGGUACAGAACCACAGAGCUAUAUACCCAGAGAGCCAGCGUCUCUGAAGGAAUUUGGUCAGGGCCCCUCUCCGCUGAGGCUGGCCCAGUUGGUCUGGUUGAUACUGAAGCAGGCAGUCCCUACGACUGCUCUCCCUACCUUGGCUACGGAUCACAGGCAUGUGGCCAUGCAACCACUCAUUUCCCUGAGGAACCCCCAUUCAGAUCUCCCCCCUGCUCUGUGUCUCGGAAGAAGGACCUGCCACCCAGCCCGUACCCAGGAGGUCUGCAGGUGUCACUGGAGACACAGCGUGGCGGGGCUCAGAUGAACAUCGGUGUAGCCAUAGAUGGGACCCCGAAGGAAGUGUGUGUGAGAGUCACUUCUCCUCCUACAGAAACAGGGGCUGCUCCAGUCCAGCAGCUUUGCAUUCACUCUAGCAGUGAGGGAGCCUCUGCCCCUCACUGCAAAUACCACGGGGAGACGGCAGAGCUUUAUGAUACUGCAUUGGCUGCAGGCAAGAGACCAUCUGUGGUGAAUAGCAGGCUGUCUGCAGCCAGGUCCAGUCUUAGCCCUCUCAGUGUAACAGUCAGACGAGGCUGUAGCGAAUAUUCCUGGGCUGUCCCUGACGUUGAUGGUCUGGACACUGCCAGAGAGGGAGGAAGGAGAGAGCUCUCUAUCAUGGCUGUCUGCAUGCCUCCUGCUGAGAAGAGCACUGGGGACCUGCCACCCCAUGAAGUCAGCUGCCAGGUGCAGCAUGUUGCACCAGCCUGGAUCCCAGGAAGUGACUUCUUGGCUUUGGAGAUGGAGAGCAGUGCUCAGCUCCCAGGCAAUCAGCAGCUGCUGAGCAGAUGUCUCCAGGCCUGGAGUAGCCAUGUCCUUGAGAAGACAACCGCCGCCAAGAAGCUGUACAAACAGCAGCUGCUCCGCAAGGGGCUGGCAGCCUUGCAGUGGGCUGUACAGCUAAGGAAGACUCAGCUGGAGACCGCCCAGCAGAGAUACACCCUGUCCAUGCUGGCUGGCAGUUUCCACAGGUGGAAAAAGGCAAUGGCAAAGCAGAGCAGAAGAGGAACUUCCCAGAGUGAGCUAAGCCUUCAGACCAGAGAUCUGCCCGUUGGCAGUGUUGGGUGCGGCCGAAGUCCAGCUGGAACAGCCCUGACCGAAUGCCAGCUGGGCACAGGGCCCUUGAGAGAGGCUGCACUGAGCAGUGGGGUGGAGAGAGAGCUGUGGAAACGACUCCAUCGCCGGCAGAGGGCUCAUGACCUGGGGCGGAGGGCACAGGCCAUCGGGGACCUGAGGCGCCUGGCUGCAGCUUUCCAACUGUGGUGCCUGCAGAAGGAGCUGCUGGGCAGAGAGGAGGCCAGAGCAAGCCAAGCUUGUGCCCUCCUAGAGAGAAAGCGGCUCCAGAGCAUCUUCCAGGCAUGGCGUUCCCGGAGCCAGGAGGCAGUGCGGGUUUGGUCGCUGGUGACUCAGCUCCAAAGAAAACAGACAGCUCGGUGUUUCCGUGCAUGGAAGCAACUUGUUGAGCAGAAGACACUUUGCAAACGCAGUCUGGAACGGCACAGGACAGCAUCAUUGAGGAAAUCCUUCCAGCAGUGGGUUCUUAUACUGCAGCUCAGGGAGGCACACAAGCUGACAACCAUGGACCUGUUUCUCCUGAGACAGAGGCGAUACUACGGUCAAGGACCCAGCUCAGCUGCCAGAGGGCCUGCAGUGGAGGAUGACCACCCUCUGCCAAGCCUGACCGUCCUGAGAUGGUCCCUUAGGGUAGGAGGUGGCUCUCUGGAUGACCAUUGCCAGAGAGUGAAGCUUCAGAGGAUAUUCCUGAGAUGGAGAACAAGGCUCCAUGAGCAACAGCAAGCCAAAGCCUUCUCCCGGGCAUCAGAGCAGCGCCGGCUGCGGGAGGCCUUGAGGCACUGGCACCACAGGGCUCUGCAGCUGGAUCCACUGAGCCACCAGCCCAGGGGCCCUCCUGCCUGGCUGGAUUCAGAGGAGUCCUCGGCAUCAUCCGGCUUCCACAGCAGCACGCCAGCCCCUCCUGUCUUCUGGAGCUCCCUGGAUAGGGACAGCCGCCAAAACAGCAGCUGUUCCAUGCUGGCCAUUGAAGAUGGCCCCUGCCUGCUCCAGCACAGCUCGACUCUGCAGCAGCCCCUCUGUACACCGGGGCCAGGCGAGCUGUGUGGAGAGCUCUACUUCCAGGCAUCCUUUCUCCCCCAGAUCCCCUCAGGCAGGGGCAGCUGGUUCAUUGGAAGUCACCUCCAAUCUUUGGGGCAGUGCAGCCCAGACAGCGAGGGCCAGUCGCUCUGCAGCUCCUCGGCGUGGGAGGAAACGGGGCUGCAGACCAAUGCAUGGCAGGCAUACAGCUCUGCAGAGGAGCUGGACCGUCUCGGCAUCUCCUUUGGGCACCACAUGGCACGGCGGCUCCUGCAGCAAUGCUUUUCAGCCUGGGCAGCCCAGACAAAGAGGCUCCUUGAGAUGCAACAACACCAUCAGCACAGCCAGCUGGCCCGAGUAUUCCUCGGCUGGCACAUAUGGGUUGUGGAAGAUAAGAGGCGGAAAGACGCGGCGUCCCGACAGUACCGUCUGCAUCGCUAUCAGACUGCCCUCACCCUGUGGAAGCAGAGGCUGAGCCAGAGGGUGGAGGCGGACAGAAGAUACAUACGCCAGCUUCACCAAAAGGCCACGGAUGCCCUGCGGCACUGGCACAAGUGUUGGCAGAGGCAGAGCACCCUACGGGGGCUGCAGCAGCAGUGGGCUCAGCACAGCGCCCGCGUGAGGAAGAGGAUGGUCCUAGACAUGUGGCGCUGCCAGGCUGGGCAGUGGAGAGAUGCCGCCUCGUGCUGGUUGCAGAUCCUCCUCCGCAGGUGCCUUGUGGCUUGGUGGCAGGUCACACUGGCCAGAAGCAAGCAGCGUGAGGCGUGCUCCGAGUUUGAGGGCACCAGACAGCGGCACCUCUUAGCCCUGUGCUUUGUGCAGUGGAGGACAGAGCUCCUGAGAGCCAAGCAGGGAGAGGGGGCCUGCCCGCAGCAGAGCACGGUACCAGCAAGAGCUUUUCGGCGCUGGAGGGGGGCCACGAGGGGACGCCAAGUGCUGCACUUGGACUCCGUGGCCAGGGUGAAGCAGGCCUGCAACUACUGGACGAAAGCAGCUGUCUUGUCCCAGUGCUGCUGGCAGCGGAGCGCCCCGCUGGGUACCCGGAAGUGCCGGAAGAUGCUGCUGUCUUGGUCCACGAAGCAGAGACCAGGAAGGGACAGGGAUCUUUCAUCCACCUGCUGCUGGCUGCUCCUGAGCUCCUGCCGCCGCUGGCUGGUGAUCUACAGGAACUCAAGCAGGGCAGAGAGGCUGCCUACCCACCCACUUUUGGAGAGGCCUGGUUUGGCAGACGGAGACUCCCCUCAAUAUGUGUGGACCCCAGAAAGCAGCUUGGAGCUCCUACCAGUUGAUCGAGACAGCAGGGAACUGGGGGCCAGGUACUGGCGUCGGUGGUGCCUGGCUGUGCUGCUCCGGCGGUGCCAGAAGGACAGGCAAGCACACUGCCUGGCCAGGGCCUGGCUGCAGUGGAAGGAUGUCAGCAGGGCAGCACUGCUGGGGCGAUCGCUGGCCUGGCAGCGGCUGAUGGAGCAGGGCUGGAAGACAUGGCGGAGACGCUACCUGCAGCACUAUGUGUCCCAGCGCUUUCUGGAAGACGAAGCCCAGAGCCUGCUGUCCCGGGCCUUUGGAAGAUGGCGCAAGCUGGCAGCAUCCCAGUGCCAAGGCAGAGGACACCGCUGAGCUGCCAGGAGAGCUGCCUGGACUUACCUCAUGUCCUGGACAUGUGAGGAUACAGCCAGGCACAGGGACCAAGAGGUGGUCCCUUCCAUGUGCUUCCCAGGGGCACUACCUCCCAGCCUGGGUAGCCAGGUGCUGCCAGGCCCUGCAAAACCCUGCUUCCUUGCUGCCUGGCUUCAGGACUCCGUCCUUGUCUUUGCACGUAGGGCAGGGCCAAGACGUUCCAAUCCAAUUAAAGGGUAAACCACA
Alligator mississippiensis (American alligator) is the source of this 7898-nucleotide messenger RNA. It is a transcript of the gene C13H1orf167, whose product is annotated as chromosome 13 C1orf167 homolog. Lineage: Eukaryota; Metazoa; Chordata; Crocodylia; Alligatoridae. The transcript is spliced from 21 exons. Bases 3678 to 7652 code for a protein of 1324 amino acids. The record is from RefSeq and is a predicted model, not a curated record.